CGCCCCCCCACCCCGGGGAGGGGGGUCCGCCCGCCGGCCCCAUGGCCUUGCUGCGGCUCCUCGUGGUGCUGACACCCGUCUGCUGCGUGCUGCCGACCAACGGAGAUGGCAGCCCGCCCAUCGCGAACUUACGGCUGGACCAAGGAACUAAGAGGCUGACCUGGGACCUCAGCGGAAACGUGUCCAGAAUCAAGUGCUAUGUGGAUGGAGAUUAUCUCGGGCCGGCAAUGAACAACCGUUAUUGCCUGCUGAAUGUGCUGCCCAAAUGCGAACCAUGGAACUACACAGUCCUCAUCACUGUGCCCGGCGGGAAGCUGUUUUCCGCGUGGGUCGACUACCCCACACGAGAAGGGAACCCUAGGGCGGCCGCCGAGCACCUGCGAUGCCGGGUUCACGACCUGCAUUUCCUGACGUGCAGCUGGACGGUGGGCGCCGAGGCCCCCGGAGACGUGCAAUAUGAGUUCUACCUGGAGGACCUCAGGACCUCCCAGAAGUGGCCGUGUCCGCAUUACACCAAGGAGGAGCCGGGGACGCGCGUCGGGUGUCAGUUUGCAGACCUCUCCGAGCUCCUCGCGGAGGAAGACGAAAAGCGAUACUUCCGCUUCGUGGUGCAGGGCACGAGCGGGGGCUCCCGCGUGCCCUGCUCUGAGAUAUUCCAAUCUCUUUCGGAAAUUGAGGAGUUGGUGGCGCCCAACCUCACGACGGCCUGCAACAAGUCCCUGGCUGUGCUGCGGUGGACGAUGUUCAGCCACUUCACCAGGUUCUUUGACUACGAGCUGAAAAUCCACAAGGACUCAGGCGCCCCCAUCACGGACAAGAACCUCUCCGAAGAGUUCUGGAGCCUGCCCAACCCCGGCACCUUCACGGUGACCGUCCGAGCCCAUGGCGGCCUGUGGAGUGCCCCCCAGCGCUUCGGACUGAGGGAGAGAGAGCGAGCCUGCGGGGGGGGGGGGGGGAGGGACAAAGGGGGCAGUUCCCCUGCGGCGCGACCCCGCCCGGCGGGGCCUGGCUGGCUCCUCCCACCGGCCCGCCGAGGUAUCAGAAUGACAUGUUACCUCUUUGGGGAGGGAAAAAAAAUUAAAAACUGGCGCCGCAGGGGGUCCCUGCCCAGUGGCCAAGACAGAGCGCGAUGGUCCCAGUCCCAAGUGUCCCUCAGUGGUGGGGCAUCAGUCUCCAGGGGAGGGUCGCGCAGGGUAGGAGGGAUUCGCGUGGAUCCCGGCGCGCAGGGGCCCGUUGCCCCAAUGGGGCGCGCCCCGUGUGCCGGCCACCCCUCUGUCUGUCCCCCAGUGUGCGACCCCGAGGACAAAACGCCCCUCUACGUCUGGCUGAUCGCGCUGGCCACGCUGCUGGCGGUGGGGGCCGCGAUCCUUCUGUGCAAAAAGUGCUCCCUGCUGCACAAGCUCUUCCCUCCCAUCCCUCACAUGAAGGACCCCAUCGCGGACAACCGUGUGCACGAGAAGAUGAUGGCCUGGCAGGCUGGCGCGCCCGCCCCGGAGGACUGCCCGGUGGCCGAAGUGCAGCUGGUGAAGAGCACGUGAGGCCGAACCAGGUCCCCACGCGGGCUGGCACCCUCUGGACAGCAGGCGUGUGUCACGGACGGGGAGGAAAAAAAGCCCUAAAUAAAGUGCUUUUUCAACCCCAAGUGUUUUUUUUCCAACUCACUGGCCCAGCCCCGCACCCCAAGGCUACAGGGACGCUUCUCGCCCCCACAGCUCCUGGGCACUGCCCGCUCCUG
Molecule: messenger RNA, 1735 nt
Organism: Phyllostomus discolor (pale spear-nosed bat)
Lineage: Eukaryota; Metazoa; Chordata; Mammalia; Chiroptera; Phyllostomidae
Gene: IL3RA
Product: interleukin 3 receptor subunit alpha
Exons: 12
Coding region: 42-1538 (498 amino acids)
Molecular function (GO): protein binding
Source: RefSeq, a predicted model, not a curated record